Messenger RNA from Cryptotermes secundus, 1425 nucleotides. RefSeq names its product elongation of very long chain fatty acids protein 7-like. Bases 119 to 913 code for a protein of 264 amino acids. Gene Ontology annotation, biological process: fatty acid elongation, saturated fatty acid; very long-chain fatty acid biosynthetic process; sphingolipid biosynthetic process. The transcript is spliced from 8 exons. Lineage: Eukaryota; Metazoa; Arthropoda; Insecta; Blattodea; Kalotermitidae. Gene Ontology annotation, molecular function: fatty acid elongase activity. The record is from RefSeq and is a predicted model, not a curated record. Gene Ontology annotation, cellular component: endoplasmic reticulum membrane.
AUAUAUAUAAGCAUUGUGUGUGCUUUACUAGUGUCAUUGCAGCAGUGUACAGAGGACGCGGCAACCUGCCAAUACUAUUCCCAGGUCACGUACGCAUUAGCAAUACAAUUGCCGUGAAAUGGCCGCCAUAAUUAACGCAGCCUACAACGUCUUUCGCCACGUGUUCUAUGAUCUCAGAGACACGAGAAGUGACGACUGGUUCCUGAUGAAUUCUGUAUGGGCGCCUCUAUCCAUUAUAGCGUUCUACCUUUAUUUUGUUUUGAGUCUUGGUCCGCGGCUAAUGAAGAAUCGUCCUUCGAUGAAACUGGAUAAGGUUAUUAAAAUAUAUGACAUAGCGCAGGUCAUUUUAUGCACUUACAUCACAGAAAGGUCCUUGACAGUGGGAUGGGCGCGCAGAUACAGGUGGUUCUGUGAGCCGGUAGACUACUCGAACUCUCUGCAAGCUUACUUGGACAUGAAGACAGUAUAUACUUAUCUUCUGGUUAAGUUGUUCGACCUUCUGGAUACGGUAUUUUUCGUGCUACGAAAGAGAGAUAAUCAAGUGUCAUUUUUGCAUGUGUAUCACCACGUGGGUGUCUUCCUUGGUACCUGGGUCAUCAUGAAAUUCUUACCAGGAGGACACGGGACAUUUCUUGGAACUGUCAACUCCAUCGUACAUGUUGUUAUGUAUACCUACUACUUCGUAACAAACACUUGGCCAGAAUACAAGAAGAACAUCUGGUGGAAGAAAUAUGUGACUCAGCUGCAAAUGGCCCAGUUCCUGUUAGUGGCACUGCACGCCGCUCCAGUGCUGUUCAUUAAGAACUGCGACUACCCGAGAGCCAUCGCAGGAUUUAUGGCGUUUCAGUACUCCUUCAUGUUCCUUCUCUUCUGGGACUUCUACAAGAAGGCGUACAGGAAAAAGACCGAGUAACCUGCACUGCACAGCCAAUCGCGCCAUUGCCGUCUUCGCUGUCAGGAUUGAGCGACCCCCACAUCGAGAUGAAAUUGAAGCAAUUUGUGGAAAUAUCACAAGAGAAUUGAAGAAAUGUGAUAAUUUCACGGAUUAUGUAAUUAUCUUAUGUCAAAUGCUGAGUUGUUUAGAGCCGCACUAAGAUUGUAGCCAGUGAAUCGUACAGUGAACUAGAGCUGUCAUUUAGAUCUACAGGCCAAAUUUGUAAACUGAAAAAAUUAAAGUAACUUAAGUUAUUUUCUUUAUAAAUUUUAAACCAGUACAUAUUUCUAAUACCAAUUUUUUUUAAUAUUUCAUAAGUCCUGGCCUUGUACAUGUUGGUUAUUUUAAUUUUAGAAUGUACUGUUCAAAUAUAGUUUGUAGUUUUGUCUAUAACUUCUCGAAUCUGAUCGAGAAGUAAAUGCAUAUGUAGGUUGGCCACAUUUUGUAAUUAACUGUAUUAAAACUGAUAAAACAAAGUUUCUUAUCUUUUA